CUCAUCACCACCUCUUUAACUCUUUCAUUAUUUCCCUCAAUUUUCUCUUCAAAUUUUUAGAUCCAAAUUCUCUCCAUCUUAUUAUCAACUCUUCAUUCAUAAUUUUGAUCAAUUGAAGCUGCUGCAUAUCACUGAUUAAUUAUAAAAGUGCUUUGAUUACGUAAUCUCCUGCUUCAUCCAUGAAUCCAAGAAGGGAAUAUAGAGGCUCUAGAGUUAAUGCUUUUGAUGGCAUUGAAGAGGGAGGUAUUAGGGCCUCACCCUCGUAUUCCUCUCAUGAAAUUGAUGAACACGACAAUGAUAGAGCACUUGAUGGGUUGCAAGAUAGAGUUAACCUUCUGAAGAGAUUGAGUGGUGACGUACAUGAAGAAGUUGAUGCUCAUAACCGGAUGCUGGAUAGAAUGGGCAAUGAAAUGGAUGCAUCACGAGGAUUCUUGUCAGGAACCAUGGAUCGAUUUAAGCAGGCAUUCGAGACCAAAUCAAGCAGACGGAUGCUCACUCUUGUGGCCUCAUUCGUGGUUCUUUUCCUUAUUGUCUACUAUCUUACUAGAUAAUCCGAAUAACUAUGAUUGUUUCAAUUCCUGGACUUGUAUCUGAAGUGGGUCGCUACCUGAAAUGUUUUCUUUCUCGGUUGCUGUUUUCUCUGUAAGAAAUUGGUACAUCAUGUUGUAUAAUAUUUACAAAGCCAUGAGAAGGGUUUCAGAACUA
This is a messenger RNA of Beta vulgaris subsp. vulgaris (sugar beet), 705 nucleotides long. Its product is annotated as bet1-like SNARE 1-1. The transcript is spliced from 6 exons. Lineage: Eukaryota; Viridiplantae; Streptophyta; Magnoliopsida; Caryophyllales; Amaranthaceae. The coding region runs from base 180 to 551 and encodes 123 amino acids. The record is from RefSeq and is a predicted model, not a curated record.